Rhodotorula toruloides NP11 is the source of this 450-nucleotide messenger RNA. RefSeq names its product pyridoxamine-phosphate oxidase. The record is from RefSeq and is a predicted model, not a curated record. The coding region runs from base 1 to 450 and encodes 149 amino acids. The transcript has 3 exons. NCBI's taxonomy places the organism in Eukaryota, Fungi, Basidiomycota, Microbotryomycetes, Sporidiobolales, Sporidiobolaceae.
AUGCCACCGCGCGGCAACGCCCCACCGCCCAAAAUCGUCCCACCGCCCGUCCCGCCCUCCCAACUCCCCCAACACUUUGCCCCGACUCCGCUCUCCCGCGCAGGCCAGAUCGCUACUUUCGCGCUUUCAGCCGGAAUCGCGGCGUAUGGCGUGCUGUUUUAUGACUAUGGAGAGCAGGAGCACUGCUUCAUGCCUGUCCGAAGAUGGGUAGACCAACACACCGCCUCAUUCUUCACCCUCACCCCCUCCGAAAGACGCUACGUCUCGUACUCCUCCACCGGCGUCCCAAUCGCUGGUCCUGCCCCCGCUCCAACUCCUGCGGCAGAAGGAGAGGUGCACGGCGUGAAGCCGGAUACGCAUACGCCGUUCGAGUACUUCAAGGAGCAUCCGGUGAGGUUUGGGGGGAAGGAGAAGGAGGGGGAGAAGGAGGCUGGAUCGAGGAUGGUUUAG